AUUACCGUGUGCGGUACGUUGUCUACUCCAACCUCCCAACCAAUUUGGCGAAUCGUGUUUUGGCUUUCGAAGCGCAACGAGUGCUGUUCACUUGUGACUCCGAGGCAAAUUAACGUAUUAAAAAGAAAAAUAAAAGUUUAAACAAAAGUAAUUCCGCCUGGAAAUUGGAAAUCACUGUUGCUGCCACAACAACGUCGUUGUGGAAUUGAUAACAGUGCAAUAGAAAUCGCAGAAACACAUAAAUCGCCAACCAUUAACGCAUACGACGUCGACGCGCGUUAUUUUUUUUUUUUUGUUUCUGGCAUCUACGUCGCGUUAAAUCAAUCAACAGCACUCCACAUUACUUUUAAACACACACACUGUGAGAGACACCUGUAGAGCAACGAUAUGGACUCUUACUUAACAGAAAUCAAACAAUUGCGGAUACCGCGCCCGAAAUUUGAACCCAACGGCAGUCCGCCAAACAACUGGCACCGAAUGGUGCGGCCAUAUACGCCGCCGCGCGACUAUCACUUGCCAACCAAUGAGAUAAUCACCACCGCAAGCGCAUUGCAUCCGAAUCGGAGUUACCAGGGUGGCGCGGAGGAGUUCCGACCAACGUUGCACGAGAAAAUGUAAGCGGCUUUGCACAGCGCGCCGCACCAGCGCUGCUAACGACGGCCAUUACAACCAUACGCAAGCUUAGUGCCGCAAUCUUGAUGCUUUCCAUUGGUGUAAUUAAUGAAAUCCAUUUGGUGAAUGGCAAGGGUGUCAAGUGUCAGUGUAGAAAAGAAAGAAAAGGUUGAAGUAAACGUAGUUGGUAAGCGGUAGCAGCGCAGGGCAUGUGCGGCUGAGUGCAGUGAGCGAUUCAAAGUGAUGAGGAUAAUGAGCAGAAUUAAUUUUACGCACGCUAUUAUUACGCUAUAUAUAUUAAUAUAUAUCUAUUUACGAAAUACAUACAUAUAUGUUAGCUUACAUAUAUAUAUGCAUAUAUUACAAACGAACUAGGACCCUAUGUCUUUAAUGUAGUUUAAGCAGUUAAGUGAAUUUAAGGAUUUCACCAACAGCUGGUGAACACAAUAUUUUUGAUUUGUAUAUUUACGGUAAUUUGUGAAUAUUGACGCAAUAAAAUUGUUGAUUUUAUUUGUAAAGAAAA
Bactrocera latifrons is the source of this 1135-nucleotide messenger RNA. RefSeq lists its product as uncharacterized. The record is from RefSeq and is a predicted model, not a curated record. Lineage: Eukaryota; Metazoa; Arthropoda; Insecta; Diptera; Tephritidae. The transcript is spliced from 2 exons. Bases 388 to 618 code for a protein of 76 amino acids.